CUCGGCAGUCGGAUACGAGUCACCCUGAGCUUAUUCGAUUAGGGGGAUCACAACGCUCGAAGUGUCUCGCUGGUCGGUUGCGAUAACUCCACCACGGCGGCCUUUCCUAUAACUCCCUGUAACUGUCACAAGUAUGAGCACCCGGCCCUUUAGCCCACAUCCUGGCCACAUGGGAGACAAGAAGCAGGCGACCGAGAUCGACAGCCCCGGCUUGAACACCGCGUCGCAGCUCCCAGGCCACGUCGAUUGGUCGAGCUAUGCAUUCCUCGAGUUGGACGACUCCAGCCUGGAGCAGGAAGAUCGGACGUUCCUAGCUAACAAGGGAAGUCUGCAUGUGCCCGAGCCUGCAGCCCUUGACGAGUUCGUGCAACGCUACUUUCUUCACCUCCACCCUACUCUACCAGUCCUGGAUGAGGCAGAAUUCUGGGGUAGCUAUACACAGCGCGGUAAAUCCAAAAUACCGUUGCUUGUCCUGCAGGCACUGCUAUUUGCGGGCUGUCCGUAUAUUAGCAUCACCACACUCCAACGAUGCGGCUUCCAUAAUAAAAAGGACGCAAGGAGCCACUUCUACAUAAGAGCCAAGCUUCUCUUUAAUCUCGCUGAGCAUGAACCCGUCGCCCGAACCCAAGCGGCCAUACUCCUCAGCCACCAUGCGUCUGCUGUAGAACCACGAGCCGGGAGCGAAUGGCUAACAUUGGCAAUCCAGAGCGUUCAUCUUAUUGAUCGAACGCCGGCAAAGCCGGCAACGGUAAAUCCAAUGCUGAAAAAGAGGCUCUGGUGGUCAAUUAUCCUCCGCGACCGAUAUCUCUGCCUGACGCUUCGUCGUCGGACUCAAGUACCAGAAAUUCCACCGGGGCUGGACCUGGUCUCAUUUGACGAGAAUGCUUUCUCCCAUGAAAUUCACAAUUCGUAUGUCUACGAUGCACAGACAAAGGCGAUUCUGGUGAAAGUCCUCAAGGAGUAUUAUGAGCUUGCCUUGGCGCUUUCCGAUAUGAUGGCACUUGUUUAUGGCACUCACGGAAUGAACACUGUCUCACUUUCCAGAGAUGCUUGUACAAGCAGGUUAAAUAAAGCCAGGUCUGCCAAAAGGUCGUUGGAGGAGUGGAAGUCGUCCACCGUCCUUCCUAUACUGAUGCCGCAGACCACCAAUGAGCCGGUUACGUUAUUCGCGAACCUGAUUUACAUGUACUACUAUGCCGCACGCAUCAAUCUUGGUCAUUUUGAAAUACUCGUUAUGCAACAGCAGCCUGGGUACGUCUCUGGCGACGACGAGAAAUUACAAAGGACAACAGGCGAGCUCUACAGCUACAUGUCCCAGCAAACAGCCAUAAUGGAGUAUCUCAGCCACUGUGGAAGUGCCCACAUCCUUCCACUGAGCGUCCUUGGCUGCCUCCCCAUGCCACUCCUCACAACAGCCAUCAACAUCAGCCUCUCCCCAUCGCCACAGCAAAGGGAAAUCCACAAACGCACAAUCGACACCCUCGGCCAGAUCGUCAAGCACCUGGAACAAGUCUACGAGGCCGCAGCCAUGAUAUCGUCGGGGAUGUCGCACUUCCUGCAAUUAGCGUACACAACAAUCCAACUGCAGUCACCCGACUCUGACCCUGUACUCCCAACUAGCCUGGAAGACUGCUUCGAUGAACACCUCCCACAUGGAUCUCCAGAGACAGUUGAAUUGGCUCGCACGUGGAGGGACUUCCUCCUCCAAUCGCCAAGAGCAUACCUCCUCAUCUCAACAACAGUUGACUUCAGUCUGUCACAUGGGAAACUCCCCCGGACAGACUCCCUCCCAGAUCUCCUGACUUGUCUGCUCCCUGGAAGUCUGAGAAUAUGUCUUCCGUGGGAUAUCAAUCCCACGUCUAGUAUCCCUCCUCCAAGUCUAGUCCGCAGGGAGCGAUCGCGAAUGAAGAUUAUCAAUCGCCUCCGGAUGCAGCAGGAAGCGAAGAAACAGGCUGAGGAAGAGUUUAAUUUGGAUUAUUUGGACUUGAGCGCGGUGCAUUAAUUUUGUUAUUUCAUGGGAAGUGACGGUGGGAGGUUCAUACAUAGCGCAUAGGCAUAAUUCAUAAACUGGACUUUCGAUCAAUACAUCUCCGCAAAGAGAG
Aspergillus versicolor CBS 583.65 is the source of this 2102-nucleotide messenger RNA. Its product is annotated as fungal specific transcription factor domain-containing protein. Lineage: Eukaryota; Fungi; Ascomycota; Eurotiomycetes; Eurotiales; Aspergillaceae. Gene Ontology annotation, biological process: DNA-templated transcription. The coding region runs from base 134 to 2002 and encodes 622 amino acids. Gene Ontology annotation, molecular function: zinc ion binding; DNA binding. The transcript has 6 exons. The record is from RefSeq and is a predicted model, not a curated record.